This is a messenger RNA of Polypterus senegalus (gray bichir), 8479 nucleotides long. RefSeq names its product zinc finger protein 609-like. Gene Ontology annotation, biological process: regulation of transcription by RNA polymerase II. The transcript is spliced from 11 exons. Bases 713 to 4927 code for a protein of 1404 amino acids. The record is from RefSeq and is a predicted model, not a curated record. Gene Ontology annotation, cellular component: nucleus. NCBI's taxonomy places the organism in Eukaryota, Metazoa, Chordata, Cladistia, Polypteriformes, Polypteridae.
GGCCACGUUUGCCGCGCGCUCCUUUUUGGUUACAUUGUAUCAAUCUUGCAGCCCUAAAGGAUACAAACGGACAUCAAAAUACAGUGUAUUUGAGACACGUCGGGAAUGUGAAAACGCGGGAUAGUGGCGGGUUUUGCAGCAGGGACUAUGCAAGAGCAAUACAGGGGGUGAACGCGGAGCCCGAAGAGCUCGGUCGGUCGAUGUUUUUCAGUUCCCAGCCUGUGAUGGCUGCAGUCCAGUAAACUGGCCUUUCCCAUUUUUCCCCUUCAGUUGGAUUUCGUUUGGCAUUCAUUCCAAGUGAUUUCACCACGACUCUGCUGGAUUUUUUUUGGUAUCGUUCAGUUUCUAUGGAGUGUACUUAAAUAUUCUCCGAGGAUCGGGGUCUGAAAAUGGGGAAGGCAGGACUGGAAAGAUCUGUUGCUUGGCAGUACCAUGAGUGAUAAAGAAGCCAAAGAGGGUAACUGGCACCUAUGAUUUGGUCUCAUAAGCCCUGAAUGAGCAAAGGACUGUUACUGCCUUGUGGCUAAUGCUGCUGGGGAAGAAUCUGACUUCUCAGAACCCUAAACUGAGUCGAGUGACUGGAAGAAUUUAAUUUAUGGAAACCACAUGGGUAGCCAGGAUGGAUAUAUUGAGACCCUAAGGCAGCCUCCCUGCCCAUUACCAGACAAGGCACUGGACCUUAUUUUGGCAAGUCCGGGCUGGUGCCAAUAAGAUGUCCCUAAGCAGUGGCACUGCAGGCGGGAAAGGUGUGGACUCAAAUGCGGUAGACACUUACGACAGUGGUGAUGAGUGGGACAUCGGCGUGGGAAAUCUGAUUAUUGAUCUUGACGCUGACCUAGAGAAAGACCAGCAGAAACUGGAGAUGUCGGGGGCUAAGGAAGGAGGGGGAAUAGCAGCAACUCCUAGCGCUGUGGCGGCUCUGCCUGACAACAUUAAGUUUGUCAGUCCUGUGCCUACCCCACAAAGCAAAGAGAGCAAGUCCAAAUCGAAGAGAAGUAAAAACUCUAAAGACAGUGGAAAAAGUUCUGUCAUUGAGGGGGCCAAGAGAGACCCACAGACUCGCCCCCAGGUGGAAAGUGGUGCCGCUAAUGCUCCGGGAGCUACAAAUAACACUGCUUCAUCCAAGGCUACGGAUAAAAGUGCAAAAGCAUCUCGCAGUGUUCCUAGCGGUAAGAAGGAGAAGGAAAGCAACAGUGGAAAGAACAAGAAGGAUAAAGGGGAAGGGGCCUCGAGCAUGGCUGAAAAGGAUACUGGUAAUCAGGUGGUGAAUUUGGCAGCAGGGCCAAGAAGUGGCCAGUUUGAAGGAGUUCAGAGUACAGACUCUUCUGUAGCUGAUCAACUUGGGAGCAUAGCCAUUGAUUCAGGUGCAGUCACAACUCCAUUGGGAAUUAAAACUGAAUCAGAGGAACCAGACAAUGAAUGCAGAAGCCUAAAGAAGGUUAAAACAGAAAAGAUGGAGUCUCCCGUAUCUACACCUGCCCCUCCUCCACUGCAUCUCUUGGCAACUGUGGGAAACAGCGACAUCACCUCCUCUUGUGAGCAGAUUAUGGUCCGCACGAGGUCUGUCGCAGUGAAUACUUCAGAUGUUGCCUUGGCAACAGACCCUGAGUGCUUAGGACCCUGUGAACCUGGGACCAGUGUAAACCUUGAGGGCAUUGUUUGGCAGGAAACGGAAGAUGGAAUGCUUGUUGUCAAUGUUACAUGGAGAAACAAGACAUAUGUUGGGACUCUGUUGGACUGUACACGACAUGACUGGGCUCCUCCUAGGUUUUGUGAGUCACCCACCAGUGACCUGGAAAUGAGGAAUGGCCGUGGGAGAGGAAAAAGAAUACGUCCAAACAGCAACACUCCUGUGAAUGAAAAUAGCAACUCAUCAGAUAACAAGGGCAGUAGUAGCAGUAGCAAGACAAGAGCAGGUUCCAACAGCAAGGGCCGUCGUGGAAGUCAGAACUCCUCAGAGCGUCGCACCCCACCCCAUAGUAACACCGAGGAUGUUAAAGCCAGUCCGUCUUCCUCCAACAAGCGCAAGAGCAAGCCAGCCUCUGAUAUGGAGCCAAACUCAAGCUCGGAGGAUACAAAGGGUAGCAAAAGAAUGCGUACCAACUCAAAUAGUGGAGCAGCUCCACCACCCAUUGCACUCAUACCCACCCUCAAGACUGAGCUUCUCCCAUCACCCCUUGAUCGAAAUUGCCCCUCCCCUAUCCUUAUUGACUGUCCUCACCCUAACUGUAAUAAGAAAUACAAGCACAUAAAUGGUCUAAAGUAUCACCAAGCACGUGCUCACAAUGAUGAUGACAUUAAGGAGGAAAUGGAUGGGGACAGUGAGUAUGGGGAAGACUCCACACUUCACCCAGAGCCCGGAAAUUGCAAUGGGGCAUCUGUUUCACAGAAAGGCUGCCUAUCACCAGCACGUUCUACUACUCCCAAGGGCAAAGCCUUUGAAGGCCCCAGCCUAUCUCCUACGGGAAAGUUUAGCAGCAAGCAACCCAGCAAAAAGAAGUGUUCAGAAGCAGAGCAGGAAGUUGGGCCAAAUCCCAUAGAUAUGUCUGAGGAAGGGCCUUGCCUUUCAGAUGAGACAAGCAAUGAUGGCAUGGAUGACAAGAAAGGAUCAGAUAAGGACAAAUCAAAGAAGGCUGGUUUAAGCAGUGCCAAGAAUGACAAGGCACCACAGAAAAGCUUGAAAUCUGCCAGACCGAUCGCUCCUGCCAUACCUUCACAGCAACUUUAUACUUUUCAAACUGCUACGUUUACUACGGGAAACUCAGGUUCUUCUCCUGGCAUGACCACCACUGUUGUCCAGGCCAUGCCUAAGAGUCCGCAGCUGAAAGCCAUUCAGCCUAAGCCCACGGUUAUGGGAGAUCCCUCAAGUGUUAACCCAGCACUGAACACUUCAAAGGAAAAGAAGAAAAAGGACAAGAAGAAGAAAGAGGCCUCCAAAGAUGCAGAUAGUCCUAAACCAUUUGGGAAAGGAGGGAAAGCAGAGGAAGGCAAAAGCCCCUACUCAGAGUCCCAUUCCUCUGAUUCUGGAAUUAAGAAUGAUGCACUUUUAAAUGGGUCCUCCGAUCCCCACCAAAGUCGGCUAGCAAGCAUGAAAGCUGAGGCAGACAAAAUCUACAGCUUCACUGACAAUGCUCCUAGCCCUUCCAUUGGUGUUGCUAGCAGAAUGGACAAUGCUGGCUUAGUUCAGCCAAUAGUUCCACUCCACGUAGUGACUCAGAAUGGGGCAGACAAUUCUUCUGUUAAGACAAACAGCCCUGCAUAUUCUGACAUAUCAGAUGCAGGUGAGGAUGGAGAAGGCAAGUUGGACAACGUAAAAGCAAAAGCUGAUGACCAGAUCAUAAAGGAGGGAGCCAAAAAGGCUCUCUUUGCCUCCCAAGCACCAAACAAAGAAUCUCAAUAUUACACUGGUUAUGAGACUUACUAUUCUCCAAAUUAUGUCAACCCCAGCCCUGGAGCUUCCAGUUCUAGUACUUCACUGGCUGAAAGUCAACCAAUGAAAAUUAAGAAAGAAGAAGAACAGGAAUCCUCAGAACUGAAAGUGAAAGGAGAGCCUUCUGAAGGAAAGAAACUCGAGAUCAGCACAUCCAGCCAGCAGCACCAACAGCAGCCCUCAGUUAUUCAGCAGCGUUCCAACAUGUACAUGCAUCCCCUGUACUACAACCAGUAUACCUAUGUCCCUCCGUAUGGAUAUGGUGAUCAUAAUCACUUAAUGAGCACUAACUCUGCAUAUAGACAACAAUAUGAGGAGCACCAGAGGCAGCGGCAACCUUCUGAACAGCACCGGGUAACCGAGAAAAAAACAGACACUGUUAUGAAAGAGAGGGAAACAGUCAUGAGGGAAGACUGGAAGCAGAAAUCUUCUGUUCCUCCAACUCUUUCCAAGACCUCCAGUCUCACAGACUUGAGUAAAUCAGUGUCUUCAGGGAAACCUAAAGAUGCUCCUUCAGAGCCCUCAAAGUCGGUCAUUAUGACCAAGAUGGAUGACUCUAGUAAGAUACAGUCACAGCAAGUCGAAGGACUAAAGAUGAAACUGAGUGAAGGCAGUCAUCAUGGGAAGGAGAUGGUGGACACAAAGUCCAGUUUAGAGUGCAAUAGACAGCCCGGGAUGGAUCAUGCAAUGUGGUAUCGACAGGAGCCUGAUGCAAGAAUGUGGCCAUAUAUUUACCCAAACAAGUAUCCAGAGUCUCAAAAGCAACAGCAGCAGGAUGAAGAGCGGUGGAAAGAUGAUAGAGAAAGAAAGGGCAAGGAUGAGAGAGCUCGGGCCAAGGAUCCUGGUCCUAAAGACGAGACCAAGGAGAGUCCAGACCCUCGACUAGCUCUUUCUUCCUCAGAAGAUCAUCGAAGUUUGAGCAAGGAUUCCCGGCCCACAGUGCACAUGCAGUUCUCCUCACCCCUUGCUCAGCACCAGUCCUAUAUGCCCUAUAUGCACGGUUACCCUUACGGGCAGGGCUAUGAUCCUAACCAUCCAGGUUAUCGGGGUAUGCCCUCGGUCAUGAUGCAGAACUACCCAGGUUCCUACCUCGCUUCUGGUUACUCCUUCUCCCCUUAUGGCACUAAAAUGUCAGGAAGUGAGGAAGGUGAGAAAUCAAGGGCCAGUCCAACAGUCAGUAGUAAGUCCAGUUCAGAAGCCAAGGCUCUGGAUAUCCUCCAGCAGCAUGCCAGCCAGUAUAAAAGCAAGUCUCCAACAGUGAGUGACAAGCAGAUGCAUGAACGGGAACGUGGAGGUAGCACUGGAGAGAGAGAGAGAGAGAUGGACCGGCCACGCUCUUCUCCAUCACAACGUUUGAUAUCCUCACAUCACCACCUUGGAUAUCCGCUGCUUUCAGGACAGUAUGACCUCCCUUAUGCAACAGGUCUCUCCUCCUCAGCAAUUGUGGCCAGUCAGCAGGCAUCAGCACCUUCUUUGUACCCACCAGCGAGGAGGUGAGAAAGGGAGAGGAGCCUGAUACCUCACUGCUGAAACUAGUCAUGUGACUGGAUCACAUGAGGAGAUUGUGGCAUUCAUUUUGACAUCAGUUAAAUGGUGUUUCUAUUUUUUUAUGUUUCUGCCAUAAUGUCAGGCAGGUUGUCCUACUUCAGACAUCAUCAUCUUCAUCUUGUUAUGAAACCUGAACUGGGAAAGCCAAGCUCUAGCAUCUGCAUUGACUAUUUCAAAAGCGAUAGCCACUAUCUUUAUUAUUAUUAUUAUUUUUUUUUAACCUCCAUUGUGGAUAACCUUUAACAGAGAUUCUUUUUGAUAGCAUUUUCACAUGUACAGCAAUGGUUAAAUCACUACUUCUAUAGGAAUAUAUUUGUUAAGAAGUCUGAGCCCUGGUUUAUUUUUUUUCCCUAGAUUAUCAAAUGCAAUAUAAAUAUUCUGCGGACAAAGUACAGACUGUCCUGGAAUUUCAUUUUUAUGACAGCAAAAAGACAAAAUGCAUGGUUGUAUAGAGAUGUUGGACAGCAUUUUUUUUUCCUUUUUUAACUUAAAUUAUCCCAGAUGGCCCUGACAGUACAACCAUUAGGAUUCCUCUUGGCACAGUGCCAGCGUAAUUCUGAAAUAGGACAAAAUAUAUUUUUAUUAAAAUAUAAGUUAUGUUUGAAGAUUCACCUCUUUGAUUUGCAGUAAUUUCUCUUGUGCUGGCAUUCUUUUUUGAGUGUGCGUGUGUAAUUUAUGUGUGUAUAUACAUGCAUAUAUGUGUUUUUAUAUAUAUAUAUAUAUAUAUAUAUAUAUAUAUAUGUUUGUGUGUUUUUCUAAUAUUUAUUUUAUCAGUCUUAUCUAAAUUAUGCUUUUAAAAUCCCAACAAGAGGUGUUUUUUGUUUAAAAUAUUUUAAGUCUAUAAAAGCAGAAUAUGUUGUCCACUGGUAAGCCCAAAAAGGCCUACUCCCUUUGUCUGCAGGCUGGCAAAUUGUGACGGCCGACCGUCUGCACACCUUAGGAGCUUUCCUUGUAAGUCCAUUGCUUUGAACCAAAUUAUUUUUUACUGAUGCAUAUUCCAGACGCUUCUGUCAUCUGCCACGUUUUGUGUCAAUCAGAUUUGAAUAGUAUGGGAAGUGCAGAAGCAGACUUUAUUGUUCACUUUUUAUGAGGUGUGCUAAAUGUCCUGCUGCAUGCUUCCCUUCUCGACUCCAUUUGCCUUGUGUUCAUUUGGUGUAAGAUCUUGAGGCAACAUCUGGUUACUUAUUGAUUGUCACUUUCUUCUGUGUGUUACUUCGCCUCCCAGAAUAAUCUUUCUGUAUGGAAGCAAACUAAGCACAGCUUUCAAAGGAUUCAUUUUUUCCCUACCCCCAUUCAAUUCCCUUUUCAUAAAAUCGCUGUCUGAGACAAGUGUUAUUCAGGCCCUUUCUAUUAACUGAACGUUUUUAUACCAGUGGCAUUUUUUUUUUUGCUGGAAUGCUGAACAGCCAAUUUCUUAACAACAUGCAUUGAACAGAUGCUUCACUUCCCUGGUGUGGCCUGUGCUCACAGCCCCAGAUGUCGGCACUGCCUGACAUAAACAAGCAACAAUGUUAACAUUUUCCAUCUGAACAUAACGCUUCACGCUCUUUCUGGGUUUGUUCUUUGGUGGAGCAGUUGUAACAAAAUGUGUGGGUUUGCUUCAAUUUAAAGAAGCAUUUUUGUCCUAUUUUAUUUGAUUAAGUUUUAUUCUUUUUAUAUCCACUAUUUUUCUGUUGUGUGCAUUCCCUUAUGCAUUGUCUUAUUGAUCAUUUUAAGCUAAGCAUUAGUCUAAGUGAUUUAUUUCUGUAUCCCAGGAUGUACAAGAAUUUGACAGUCUUUCUGCCUUUGUGGUUUCUGUAAAUAUUGUACAGUGGAAUUAUUUUAAAAGUUUGUUGGAUGCUUUCAGACUUGCCUAUUGUACUUUGUUACAAACCCUCCCCGCCUUUAUGUAAAAUGAUGAUAGCUGGUGUAAUCUCUACAGUGCUGUGUUUCUCUUUUUUUUUCUUUUUUUUUUUUAACUUUUAUAUAUUUUUGUAAAGUUUUGUAAUUCUGACCCACUGAAUCGAAACAUUUUAGCUAAAAGUAACACUUCUUUUCCCACAGAUUAUUUUCUUCUUUUUCCAGGAAAAACAAAUGCACACAAACGUGUGUGAACGCUUGCAUACAAUACAAAAUCUGGCCUUGGUCACAGAUGGCUAACUAUGGUGUAGAAAAUAUUAAGAAAUUAACUCUUGGAUUUCUGUGUUAAUGUUAUUAACAUAAUGAAACAAUGUCUUUUUAUCUUUUAAAUGCUUGGCAGGAAAAGUGCUAUCCUCUGCUCCCUCCUUUUAUUUUUUUUUCUGUUUGUACUUUUUGUUCUACUUAUUGUAAUUAGAAUAAUUUAUGACGAAUGUAAGAUUGCCAAUGAGGCAUCAUGAUGCGUUCCCAAACACAGGGCCAACCCUUCUAUGUUCGCACACACUAGACAGGAGUAGGAAGCUGCCCAUUUCAAUGCACUACUCCUUCCCAUUGGUUACAUGCACUUGACGAUUCCUUGCACCUGAAAUGUAAAAAUGUCUGGUGCUGCUUACUGUGUGGUACAGAUUCUACCUGAUGAGCUAAAGUGAAUACGAUGAAAUUUUUGAGCCAACUGCACUUCUGCAGUUUCAUAUCCUAAGCACAUUCUCUUUUAAAUUAGCUGUGCUGUCUGACAUUAUUACAUUAUUGUUGCUCCAUAGAUGCUCCAGUCAAGGGUUUUCCAUAAAUCUGCAUUAUUAUUAAGUCUGAAUUAUUUAACUUGGAGAACCGGAUUUUAUUUAUUGUUCCCAUCACGUUUAAGGUAAAAGCUUCCUCAUAAAUUUGACUUUUUAUGGCUCAAGGUAGCUUAUAUUGUUAUCAGGUCUUGCAGUGGGAUAUCCAGACACUUGCAGCAAUAAGUAGACAUGUUGAGUUGCAGUCAAUUUAUUUUUUCAAAUGUUUAAAUGAUUUGCCUCUCAGAGAGCAUUCAGCAUAUGUAUUUGUUGAACAAGCAAAAGUGUGUCCUUUUCAAGGAUUUGUUUGAAUCAGCCUACAAAAGGGAUCGAGAUCAAUGUGAACUGCCAUCUCUAUGGAUAUAAGGUGGUCUUGCAAGGCAGUUGCAUAUUUUUCUGAAGUUCUUAUGUAGUGCUUUAUUUUUUUAAAGAUGCUUGUUGAGACAUUUUGAUUUAAGACGACUUAACAACUGUCAUAUCAAUAUAGCGCUUGAAAAAAGCCAUCAAAUAUAUGGGUGGGGGGAGAAGGGGGCAGCAGCGUGUUACAUUCUGUUUUUGAGUCUAUACUGUUUAUUGUCUAAUGCCAACUCCCCCAGUUGUUCAAAUCUAGCAGGGAUGACUGGCUCAAGGAGACAUCUUUAGCACUUGAAUGGUGGAUGUUUACAGCUUUCGGAGAUUUUGAUUUAUUUCUGCUGUUAAUUUUCAUGUUCCCUUACGCAUCUUUGUCUUUUCCCAUGUAAAGUGUACAUUACAAUUCUUUUUUUAUACGAUACUGUACCUUGCCUUUGUACAUUUAGGCAAAAAAAUAAAUCUUUUUUAUGAGACAAUCACA